Messenger RNA from Pipistrellus nathusii (Nathusius's pipistrelle), 1434 nucleotides. Lineage: Eukaryota; Metazoa; Chordata; Mammalia; Chiroptera; Vespertilionidae. The record is from the annotation of a GenBank genome assembly.
AUGGCCCGGGGCCCCGCUCCCGCCAGCCCGGGACCAGGGUCCCAUCUGCUGCCGCUGCUGCCCUGGCUCCUGCUGCUGCUGCAGGGAGCGGACAGCAGCCACACAGCCCCCGCCCGGCCCGCCCCGCCCAUGGCCGCCUAUGGCCUGGCCGGGGACAGGGACCCCCAGCGGCUCCCUGGGGACAGGGCCGCCGCUCCGGGCCCCGGCGCCCAGGACAUGGUCGCUGUGCACAUGCUGCGACUUUAUGAGAAAUACAGCCAACGGGGCGCGCGGCCCGGAGGGGGCAACACGGUGCGCAGCUUCAGGCCCAGGCUGGAAGUGGUCAACCGGAGGGCCUUGUAUCUCUUCAACCUGACAUCCCUACAGGACACGGAAAUGAUCCUCAUGGCCACCUUCCACUUCUACUCGGAGCCACGGGGGCCCCAAGCUCACGAGGUGCCCUGCAAGCAGCGGGCCAAGAAUGCGUCCUGCCGCCUGCUGCCUCCUGGACGGCCCGCCCGCCGCCUGCUCUUCCACAGCCUCUCGCCGAACACGGCCACGCAGGGGCUGCUCCGGGGGGCCAUCGCCCUGGUGCCCCCGCCACAGGGCCUGUGGCAGGCCAGGGACAUCUCCCCCAUAGUCAAGGCGGCCCGCCGGGACGGCGAAUUGCUUCUCUCCGCCGAGCUGGAUUCGGGGGAGAAGGACCCUGGGGUGCCCAGCCCCAGCACCCAUGCACCCUACAUCCUCAUCUAUGCCAAUGACCUGGCCAUCUCGGAGCCCAAUAGUGUGGCGGUGACACUGCAGAGAUACGACCCCUUCCCUGCUGGAGACCCGGAGCCCGGCGCAGCCCCCAACAGCUCCACGGACCCCCGCGUCCGCCGGGCCACGCAGGCCACGGGGCCCUUCCACGACAAUGAGCUGCCAGGGCUGGACGAGGAGCCAGCACCGGCGCCCCACGCCCCGCACGGCCACAAGCACGCCCUGUGGCCCAGCCCCUUCCGGACACUGAAGCCUCGGCCAGGGCGCAAGGACCGCAGGAGGAAGGGCCCGGACGCCUUCCCCGCCGCCGCCUCGCAGGUGCUGCACUUCGACGAGAAGACGAUGCAGAAAGCCCGGAGGAGGCAGUGGGACGAGCCGAGGGUCUGCUCCCGGCGGUACCUGAAGGUGGACUUUGCAGACAUUGGCUGGAACGAAUGGAUCAUCUCUCCCAAGUCCUUCGAUGCCUACUACUGUGCCGGAGCGUGUGAGUUCCCCAUGCCCAAGGUCGUCCGCCCGUCCAAUCACGCCACCAUCCAGAGCAUCGUCAGGGCUGUGGGCAUCGUCCCUGGCAUCCCGGAGCCUUGCUGCGUUCCAGACAAGAUGAGCCCUCUGGGGGUCCUCUUCCUGGAUGAGAACCGGAAUGUGGUUCUGAAGGUGUACCCCAACAUGUCUGUGGAGACCUGUGCCUGCCGGUAA